Messenger RNA from Andrographis paniculata, 7104 nucleotides. Its product is annotated as DNA polymerase epsilon catalytic subunit A-like. Gene Ontology annotation, biological process: DNA replication proofreading; nucleotide-excision repair, DNA gap filling; DNA replication. Bases 162 to 6794 code for a protein of 2210 amino acids. Gene Ontology annotation, cellular component: epsilon DNA polymerase complex; nucleus. The record is from RefSeq and is a predicted model, not a curated record. Gene Ontology annotation, molecular function: DNA binding; zinc ion binding; nucleotide binding. The transcript has 49 exons. Lineage: Eukaryota; Viridiplantae; Streptophyta; Magnoliopsida; Lamiales; Acanthaceae.
CCCUCUCUCCCUCUCUCUCUCUCUCUCUCUCUCUCGCACUUCCCUCACUCUUUCCCUUCUCUACAAAAUCUUCCGAUCUCGCUGCUGCUACUUCCUUAUCGGUUCCACUUCAUUUUAUUGUUCAAGUCACUUCUGGAAGUGUCAGAAUCUGCGUAGGAAGGAUGAAUGGCGGCGACUAUCGUCGGAGAGAUCGAAGGGAUUCACGGAUUUCCAAGAAGCAGAAGUUAAUUCUGAAUGCGGAGGAGCAGCUCGAGUCCAGGCUGGGAUUCGAUCUUUUUACAGAAGGAGAGAGGCGCCUCGGCUGGUUGCUUACUUUCGCCUCUUCGUCUUGGGAGGAUCAAGAAACUCGUAAAGUGUACAGUUCUGUCGAUCUUUAUUUUGUAUGUCAGGAUGGAUCUAUGUUUAAGGCAAAGUACAAGUACCGGCCAUAUUUUUAUGCCGCUACCAAGGAGAAAAUGGAGUUGGAUGUUGAAGCAUAUCUGAGGAGGCGAUAUGAAGGCGAAGUAGCCGACAUUAAAAUUGUGGAGAAAGAAGAUCUUGAUCUUAAAAAUCACCUGUCUGGUUUGCAAAAAUCUUAUUUGAAGAUAUCUUUUGACACUGUACAACAAUUGAUGCAAGUGAAGAAGGAUCUCAUUCAGGUUGUUGAAAGAAACCAGGCAAAGAUGGAUGCAGAGGAUGCAUAUGAAUCCAUAUUGACUGGGAGAAGCAAACAAAGACCUCAGGAUUUCAUAGAGUGCAUAAUCGAUCUUCGUGAAUUUGACGUACCUUAUCAUGUUCGCUUUGCCAUUGAUAAUGAUAUAAGAUGCGGGCAGUGGUAUGAUGUAAGCAUAUCCAGCGGCGGAAUUACAAUGGAAAGGAGAAAAGAUCUUUUACAACGUGCAGAAGUUCAUAUAUGUGCUUUUGAUAUUGAAACCACAAAGCUUCCUUUAAAAUUUCCUGAUGCAGAAUAUGAUUCAGUCAUGAUGAUUUCUUACAUGGUUGAUGGCCAAGGAUAUCUUAUCAUUAAUAGGGAGUGUGUUGGUGAGGACAUAGAGGAUUUAGAAUACACUCCCAAACCAGAGUAUGAAGGGUUUUUCAAGGUGACAAAUGUGAAAGAUGAGAAGGAACUUCUUAGAUGGUGGUUUAACCAUAUGCAAGAUGUGAAGCCUGGUAUAUAUGUCACAUACAAUGGAGACUUCUUCGACUGGCCCUUCCUUGAACGCAGAGCAGUUUAUCAUGGAUUUGACAUGAAUGAAGAGCUUGGAUUUCGGUGUGAUAAAAACCAAGGCGAAUGCCGUGCCAGAUUUGCUUGCCACAUGGACUGCUUUGCAUGGGUUAAACGUGAUAGUUAUCUCCCUCAAGGCAGCCAUGGCUUAAAGGCUGUGACAAAAGCAAAAUUGGGUUAUGAUCCAUUGGAAGUCAAUCCAGAGGACAUGGUUCGGUUUGCCAAAGAAAGACCUCAGAUGAUGGCAUCCUAUUCUGUAUCUGAUGCUGUUGCAACUUACUACCUGUACAUGACUUAUGUGCACCCAUUUAUUUUCUCCCUUGCCACCAUUAUUCCAAUGACACCAGAUGAGGUUUUAAGGAAAGGAAGCGGGACUCUCUGCGAAAUGCUUCUUAUGGUCCAGGCAUACCAAGCAAAUGUUAUCUGCCCCAACAAACACCAAUCUGACCCAGAGAAGUUCUAUAAGAAUCAACUUCUCGAGAGUGAAACAUAUAUUGGUGGCCAUGUGGAAUGUCUAGAAAGUGGAGUUUUUAGAUCAGAUCUCCCAGCCAGUUUUAAACUUGAUCCAGGUGCAUAUGAGCAACUACUUGACAACCUUGACCGUGACUUGCAAUAUGCUAUUAAAGUGGAGGGAAAGAUGGACAUAGAAUCAGUUACGAAUUAUGAUGAAGUGAAGAAUGCAAUCAAGGAAAAGCUUGUGAAACUGCGGGAUGAGCCAAUACGUGAAGAAUGCCCUCUCAUAUAUCAUCUUGAUGUUGCAGCCAUGUAUCCAAAUAUCAUUUUGACUAACAGACUUCAGCCACCUUCAAUAGUCACAGAUGAAAUAUGCACUGCAUGUGAUUUCAAUCGUCCUGGCAAAAACUGCCUGAGGAAGCUUGAAUGGGUCUGGCGUGGAGAGAUCUACAUGGCAAAGAGAAGUGAUUACUAUCAUUUGAAAAGGCAAAUUGAAUCUGAGCUUGUUGAGAGCACGAAUGGGCAACUGUCAAACUCUUUCCUCAACCUCUCAAAAGCAGAUCAACAAUUGAAACUCAAGGACCGUCUAAAGAAAUACUGCCAGAAGGCAUACAAAAGAGUACUUGAUAAACCUGUUACUGAACUGCAAGAAGCAGGGAUCUGCAUGCGUGAAAAUCCAUUUUAUGUUGACACUGUUCGCAGCUUUCGAGAUAGAAGAUAUGAAUACAAAGGGCUCAAUAAAGUUUGGAAGGGAAAAUUGGCCGAGGCAAAGGCUAGUGGGAAUUCUAUUAAGAUCCAGGAAGCACAAGAUAUGGUAGUCCUGUAUGAUUCCUUACAACUAGCCCACAAGUGCAUUCUCAACUCCUUCUACGGAUAUGUUAUGCGCAAGGGUGCACGAUGGUAUUCCAUGGAAAUGGCAGGUGUAGUUACAUAUACUGGAGCAAAAAUUAUUCAGAAUGCCAGGUUACUGAUUGAAAGAAUUGGAAGGCCUCUUGAAUUGGACACUGAUGGUAUUUGGUGUGUACUACCACAAUCAUUCCCAGAGAACUUCACAUUCAAAACAAAAACCUCUAAGAAGUUGACAAUCUCAUAUCCUUGUGUUAUGCUCAAUGUUGAUGUGGCCAGAAACAAUACCAAUGAUCAAUAUCAGAACCUGAAAGAUCCUAUUAGCAAGACAUACUCAACUCAUAGUGAGUGUUCUAUUGAGUUUGAGGUGGACGGUCCAUAUAAGGCAAUGAUUAUACCUGCUUCCAAGGAGGAAGGGAUAUUGAUUAAGAAGCGGUAUGCAGUUUUUAAUGAUGACGGUACCCUAGCCGAACUGAAGGGUUUUGAGAUCAAGCGUAGAGGUGAGCUCAAGCUGAUAAAAGUGUUCCAGGCUGAGCUAUUUAAUAAGUUUCUUGAUGGUUCGACAUUAGAAGAGUGCUACUCAGCUGUUGCUUCUGUUGCAAAUCGCUGGCUUGAUCUUCUUGAUAGUCAGGGAGAAGAUAUUGCAGAUAGUGAAUUGCUUGAUUAUAUAUCUGAAUCAAGCACAAUGAGCAAGUCAUUAGCAGACUAUGGUGAACAAAAGUCAUGUGCUGUGACCACAGCAAAACGCUUAGCUGAUUUCCUUGGGGACGCUAUGGUUAAAGACAAAGGAUUGCUUUGCCAGUACAUAGUUGCAUGUGAACCCAAGGGAACCCCAGUGAGCGAGCGUGCUAUCCCUGUUGCAAUUUUUGAGACUGAUGAGGAAAUCAUGAAGUUCUAUGUGAAAAAAUGGUGCAAAGUCUCGUCAGAUGUUGGCAUACGAUCUAUUAUUGAUUGGUCGUAUUACAAACAGAGGCUCAGUUCAGCUAUUCAAAAAAUAAUUACAAUUCCAGCAGCUAUGCAAAAGGUUGCAAAUCCUGUCCCUAGGGUGGUUCAUCCAGAUUGGCUGCACAAGAAGGUUCGCGAGAAAGAAGACAAAUUUCGUCAGCGGAAAUUGGUUGAUAUAUUCAGUCGCCGAAAGGGAGAAGAUGCUGAGAGGAUGACCGCCAGUGACCAUGGAAAAGACAGAAUUAGUAUUUCAGACAUGGAAGACUUCAUGAACACUGAGAAAACACCUCAAGUUAGGCCUCAGCCUAUUGUUCAUUCCUAUGGGAUAAUUAAUGAACACCAUAAAGCUACAACACAGAAUCCAGAAGAAGGGUUGGAGCAAAAUGGAAGAGAUGAAAUUGCAGAGCACUCGAGACAUCCAUUGCAAAAGGAUAUUGAAGUAACUAUCGAUAGAUGUGUAGAUUAUCAAGGCUGGCUUGAGUUAAAGAAGAGAAAGUGGAAAGAAACCCGUGAAAAAAGGAAACGUCAAAGGUUAAACCCAAUUAAUGUUGAAGAGAACCGCCCCAGAGGUAGACAGUCUCAGGGUGCAGUUGGGGUGAAUACCUAUUUUCAGAGGCAUGACUUAGCUCUUAAACGUUGUCAUUGGCAGAUUAUUCAGCUUGUACCAAGUGCACAGCAUGGCCAAUUUUUCGCUUGGGUGGUAGUAGAAGGAACAAUGCAUAAGAUACCUGUACUUGUCCCUAGGAUAUUUUACCUCAAUUCUAAAGCCCCUGUAACUGAAGAAUUCCCAGGAAGACGUGUGAACAAGAUACUUCCCCAUGGUCGCCAAAGCUUCAACUUGAUUGAGGUUAUUAUUGAUGAAGAUCAAUUUAGGGCAGAAAGCCGAAAAUUAGCAGCUCACCUUGCAGACCCCGAAGUUGAGGGGAUAUAUGAAUCCAAGAUUCCUCUGGAGUUAAAUGCUAUCCUUCAGAUUGGUUGUGUCUGCAAAGUGGACAAGACUGCAAAAAAAAGAAAUCCGCAAGAUGGUUGGACUUUGAGUGAAUUGCAAAUGAAGACAACAACAGAGUGUCCAUAUCUGGAACAGUCAAUUUCUUUCUUUUACUUGUAUCAUAGCUUCUGUGAUAGUCGAGCUAUGUUUGUAGCAUAUUUUCCUGCAUCAUCCCAAGGAUCUGUUGUGGUUGCCAGUCCUUACCAAACUAAGGAAUUAUCAACUCAAAUGCUAGAGAGGCAGUUCUAUGAAGCCACACAAGCAUUAUCAUAUCAACCUCCUAUGCCUAAUGAAGGAAUUACGUUCAAGGUGGAUUAUGUCGGGAGUGUCAAGGAUGCUCAAAGAAGCUUGCUGAAGGAGAUAACUGAAUACAGGCAUCGGCAUCAUGGACCUGUAGUUGCUAUUAUAGAGAGUCCUAAUUCUCAUUUAUUAAAGACCAGCAUACGGGCAUUAGAAGAACUUCCUUGUAUAACUAUUCCUUCCAAUGCUCGUGAUAGUUUAUAUCAGGCUAUAGGUUGGCAAGUUAUUGCUGCAAAAAUCGGAAUACAGCGGUGUGCUGCAUCAUCCCAAUGGUUGAAUGAGAGAAUUUCACUUUCAAGAUAUGCCCAUGUUCCUUUGGGAAAUUUUGAAGUUGAUUGGCUCAUACAUACAGCAGACAUCUUCUUGUCUAGAGCACUGCAUGAUCAGCAACAGGUUCUUUGGGCAUCUGAUAAUGGCAUUCCUGAUCUGGGAGGCACUGACGAAGAAGUACCGUCUUUUGUAGAUGAGGUUAAUCAACCUGUUCUGACUUAUCCCGGUGCAUAUAGGAAAGUUACUGUUGAACUUAAGAUUCAUCAUCUAGCUGUCAAUGCUCUCCUGAAAAGCAAUCAAGUGAAUGAAAUGGAAGGAGGAGCGCUAUUUGGUCUGGACCAUGAAUUAAAUCCCACCUCAUCUGACGGACAAUAUUAUUGUGAUGAGGAAACAUCAUGUGCACCUGCAUUUCGGGUGCUUAAGCAGUUGAUACAAAGGUGUCUCUCUGAUGCUGUGACAUCAGGAAAUGUGUUUGCAGAUGCUAUAUUGCAGCAUCUUUACCGCUGGCUUUGCAGUCCAAAGUCUAGACUCCAUGAUCCUGCUCUCCAUCGAAUGCUCCAUAAGGUUAUGCAAAAGGUUUUUGCUCUGUUGUUGGCUGAGCUUCGGAAAUUAGGCGCAACAAUCGUAUUUGCAAGCUUUGGCAGAGUUAUAAUUGAUACAGGAAAGUCAGAUCUCUCUGCAGCUAAAGCUUAUUGUGACAGUGUACUUAAAACUCUGCAAACAAGGGACCUAUUUGAGUGGAUUGAACUUGAACCUUGUCAAUUCUGGCAUUCCCUGCUCUUUAUGGAUCAGUAUAACUAUGGCGGAAUUCAAGCUAGAUCAAGAGAGGCGUCUUCGGAAAAACAUUCAGAAGCAAGCAGUCAAAGUAUGCAGACAGACUCUCAAGUUGACAUUGUCUCCAACUGGACUAUUGCAGAAAACUUACCUAAAUCAACUCAGGAUCACUUCAUCUUGAUUGUUUCUGAGUUUUUAUAUUUUCCAUGGAAGUUUGCACAAGAAGAAGCAGAAAAAAGAGCAUCAGUAACGAGCGAACACUGUACACCAUCAAUCACAGCUUCAACUGCCGAAAUUCUUGAAUCACAGAUAACAGAAUUUCUGAAGAAAAAGAUUGGAUCCGACUUUACAGAUAAACUUCUUAAAAUUGUCUGCGAUCCAAGUCUUCAUAUGAUCGAUAGAAGCAAAUCUCAGGGUGAUCCCAACAUAUCCAGUGGAAGCUUGCAAUCUUCAAGUAGCAGCCAUAAGAGCAAUUCUUCCCUGGAUUUCAUUAAGUAUGUUUGCGCAGUUCUGGCACUCGAUCGAAGAGUUCAGCAUGAAGUUCUGGUUAUGCGAAGAAAUCUCCUGAAACUCGUCCGCACAAAGGAAUUUGCUCCAGAGGCUGAAUUUCGAAACCAAUCUACGCCGCUAACCCUACCAAAUGUCAUUUGCAGCUACUGCAACGACUGCAGGGAUCUAGAUUUGUCCCAUGACCGAUCACUAAUGGCCGGGGAAUGGCGAUGUGCAGCGCCUCAGUGCGGGCAGCCUUACGACUCUGAGGCAAUGGAGAAUCAACUCCUUCAGAUCAUCCGACAGCGCGAGAGGCUCUACCAUCUUCAGGACCUCAUCUGCCUCAAAUGCAACCAAAUCAAAGCUGCGCACUUAGCCGAGCAAUGCGCCUGCGCUGGAUCCUUCACCUGCAUGGAAAGCCCCUCCGAGUUUCAAGCCAAACUGCAGGUCUUCUCGAAUAUAGCAGGGAAUCAGAAGUUCCGGCUCCUCCAAGAAUGCAUUUCUUGGAUCUUAGAAGCCUUGUGACACUGCAAGGCAGAUGAAUGACAAGAUUAUGACGCUCAAUCAAUUGCACGCUAUCCUCAUGCAAAUUUGCGCUGCCAAUUCAUCGAAACAGUGUGACCAUAUGAUCUUUCCUACUCAGGUCUCCCUUCAUAUUUAAUCAGAUCAUUCUGAGAUGAGAGCUUCAUUAUAUAUACAGUGUAUAAGUAAUGUGCAUAGAUUAGCAGCACUCCACUCCUAAAGAAUGAAUAUUUAACACAGAAUGGAAAAUAAAGUACUUCUACAGUACAGUACAAAUGAUGAUGAUGAUGUAUGUCUUGGAUCCCUUUGUAGU